CCGUAUCUGGCAACACCGCCGGAGCGCAAAAGCGCCGACUGACAGCUGUUUGAACAGCUGAAGCAGCGCGCGAGCUGCGCUUUGUCGGGAGCGGACCGGAGUGGGGGUUGGGAGCCAGUUUGUCCAAAACCCCACCAAUAAAACCCAACAACCUUUCUCCCAGCGCCGUCUCAAGGCGACGUCCAGCUGCCGUGGGGAUAAUGUUAGGCACCCGGGAAGAGACAGAAUCGACUGUUACUCCCCAGGCGCCCAAAGAAAAUUCAGUCCGGAGCAGAAAGAGGAAGGCAGAUGUUGCUGUGGUUUUACAAGAUUUGGAUGAGGAGGUGGCGGAGAUGACAAAGAAGAAGCAGCGUGACUGUGAGCUGCACUGGAGUCCAGACGCCGACUACAAAUGUCCAGAGCGGUGGAACCCUACACCUGAUCAGGAAGAGGACCAACCGGUUACGCUGAUAAAUGCAGGCUUCCCACACUACAGCUUUAAGAACAUACUAGUCACGCCCGUGCACUACGCCCCACUCCCUGUGCUGUGUUGGGCAAGUAAAGAUGUAGUUUGGAGCAACAUGUUGGCGAAGGACAAGACAUACACCAGGGACAUCCACAUGAUGGACAAGCAUCCACACCUGCAGCCCAAGAUGAGAGCGGUACUUCUAGACUGGCUCAUGGAGGUAAGUGAGGUGUACAAGCUGCACAGGGAGACGUAUCACCUCGCCCAGGAUUACUUUGAUCGCUUCAUGGCCACACAGAGAAAUGUUUUCAAAUCAACGUUGCAGCUCAUCGGCAUCGCGUGUCUCUUCAUAGCAGCCAAAGUGGAGGAGAUGUAUCCUCCAAAGAUCUACCAGUUUGCAUACGUGACAGAUGAAGCCUGCACUGAAGAUGAGAUUCUGAGUAUGGAAAUCAUCAUCAUGAAGGAGUUGAAGUGGAGUCUGAGCCCUCAAACUCCGAUCUCCUGGCUGAAUGUUUACAUGCAGGUGGCCUACCUGAAAGAGACGGAGGAGCUGCUCAUCCCCGGAUACCCACAGGAGACCUUCAUCCAGAUCGCUGAGCUGUUGGACUUCUGUAUGCUGGACGUACGCUGCCUUGAGUUUUCCAACGGCGUCCUUGCUGCUUCAGCCCUGUUUCACUUUUCCUCUUUGGAAGUGGUGGAAAAUGUCUCAGCUCUGAAGAGGGUGGAGGUGGAGGAGUGUGUGCGGUGGAUGGUGCCGUUUGCCAUGACACUACGGGAAAUUGGUGGAACAUCGAUGAAAACCUUCUCAGGAAUCCCUGAUGAUGAUACGCACAACAUCCAGACUCAUGCCCCCUACCUGUCAUGGCUGGAUAAGGUCAACUCUUACCAGGAUGUGGACUUGGAGCAACAUGAAAACUGUGCUGUGCCUCCUGGCGUCCUAACCCCACCACUGAGUACUGAGAAAACGGAAGUGUCGGUCCGAACGGAUGCUGCUGUAACAAAAAUCAGACCCGGGAUAUGCAGCGCGUCCCGACAACACCAUCUGUGAAAGUAACGACUCAAACACUGCAAGAGAGACGCCAACAGCAGAUGUGUUGAAUUUCUACACACUUGCAUCGGCUGAAGGCCCGGAACUCUUCUGGACUCUGCAGUGGGUUUGACUUUCAACUCACUGUGUCGUCGGUGCAUUGAUCAGACUGGCUGAAUUGAGAAACAUUGACACAAAGGUUGAAAAUGGCUCAGACGCUCCAGUCUGUCCACAUACAAACUCUGCAGGUUGGACAGAUAAAAAGCUUAUGAAUUUUAUUUUUCCUCCUCUUUUGCACCCAAAUUUGUGCAUUGACUAAUUACAGGAAAAUGGGUGCUUUUUUUUAUUUUUUUUUAUUGAUUUAUGCAGAGACCAAACUGAAUGGACAUUUUAAGGACUAUUGAUGGUUGGUGUGUGUGAGGUUUUUAAUCUACCGGUGGCUUAAUUUGCCCCAUAAACUAUUCCCAGAGUCGUAUUUGGCUCGGUUGCUGCUAUGUGAGUGGGCUUUGCAUUAUGGCAGGGAAGCAGGUGUGUGUGUUUUUAUGGUCCUGUUUUUGCCAUUUUCUUGGACACAACAUUACCGUCUUCUCUUUCGGGAUCAGUAGCUUAGCUACCAAAAUGGACAAGAGAACCAUCCAGGCUUCAAAAGCUAAAGUGGUGAUUGUGUGUUUUUAUUUUAACUUUUUGCUUCCCCACCACCAAAAUGUAAGGCGUCCGGUUCACUUUUUAAUUUUUAUUAUUUUAAAUAAAUGCUGCUACAUAUUUUCAUGA
This is a messenger RNA of Thalassophryne amazonica, 2243 nucleotides long. RefSeq names its product cyclin E1 (gene ccne1). The record is from RefSeq and is a predicted model, not a curated record. NCBI's taxonomy places the organism in Eukaryota, Metazoa, Chordata, Actinopteri, Batrachoidiformes, Batrachoididae. The transcript is spliced from 11 exons. The coding region runs from base 201 to 1493 and encodes 430 amino acids. Gene Ontology annotation, cellular component: centrosome; nucleus; cytoplasm. Gene Ontology annotation, molecular function: cyclin-dependent protein serine/threonine kinase regulator activity. Gene Ontology annotation, biological process: regulation of cyclin-dependent protein serine/threonine kinase activity; G1/S transition of mitotic cell cycle.